UGUUGGUCUAUAGGUGUGGUUUGGUUUGAAAACUUAUGAAAAAUGGGAGAAGAGAAGAGUGAAGUAGAUAGACAUGGUUUCAUGCUUGAUGACGAAUGUUGCAAUGGAAGCUGUUUUAUUUUGUCUGAAGAUGCAAGCAGCAACAUAGACCCAUCAGAUCCAGCUAAGUUGCGUGGAUAUAUAAAGAGAGGUCUCACUGCUAGUGAGAGAGGAAUUGUAUGGCAGUCUGCUCUAAAUGCAAAGGAGACUAAAAAUAAGCACAAAGACUUUAACUAUAAAGAGUGUAUAUCUCGUUUGAAUGAUGAGUUACAAAUAUCAUCUGUAACAGAUUACAAGGAUAUCAUUGUUACAAUAAAUGAUAAAUUAAAGGACAGCGAGGGAAAUGAGGAUAAUGAAUCUCUAAAAACAAUAAGACAGAUAUUAAUGGAUAUAGAUCGUACUUAUCCAAAUCACAAUUUAUUUGAUAGUGGAUCAGAAAAUCAAGCAAAACUAUUUCACAUUUUAUCAGCCUAUAGUCAGUUUGAUGCAGACAUUGGCUACUGUCAAGGUAUGGCAUAUGUUGUCGGUUUGUUAUUGAUGUAUAUAAGUGAUGAAGAAACUGUCUUUUGGUGUUUCACUUAUUUGCUAAGCAGUAAGGAUCACCUACACAUGGUGUAUCACCGUACUUUGAACAAAGUUAAACUGAUGUCAGAGUUGCUGACGUUUCUAAUUGAAAAGAAUUAUCCACAGCUAUCAAGGCACUUGAAAGAUAUGGGUGUGCAUGGUCUAAUGUACAGUGUCCAAUGGUUUAUGUGUCUAUUCACUAAUAUCAACUGCUGGGAUGCUGUGCUAUUAAUAGCUGACCUUUUCUUUACUGAAGGUAUCCACCAUCUUUUCAAUGCUGGAUUGGCUGUGAUACAAAACUGCGCUGCCGAGUUGAUGGUAUUGUCCACCAUAGGAGAAGCAUUGCCAUUCUUACAAAACAUACCAUACAGAUUAGUGCAUAGAGGACAGUUAAAAUCACUCCUUUUCUCUCAUCCAGUACUGAUCAAUGCUAAAGCAUUAGAUAAGUAUUGGGAGAUUGCUGAGAAGAGGUUGAGCGAAGAAGAGAAAGGAGCUAGAGAGAAACACAAAAGAAGACAGAAAAGACUUCGUUCACCAGAUGACAACGAUAAGCAAGAUAUUGCAAAUGGCCCAACAUUCUUUUCAAGAUUAGCUAACUUCUUCACUCCAGCUAAAAAACAAAAAACAGAUGAGUCGGAGCACAGAGGAAUGCCAGAUACAGAAAACCAGACCCCUCCUGUCCUGCCCCUUCCAUUAUCCUCAUUCAAGAAGUCAAUAAAGAGUGGUUACUACACACCAGACACUGGGCUAGUCUAUACAUCACCUAAUACCAUUGAAAUGAAAAGGAUUACUGAUUCCACCAGUCGCGGUAUGUUAACGUCUGGAUACUCGGAGGCUAAGAAACUCUUCAGUGACUCACCCAGUAUCCAGUCGCCGUUAUUAAAUAACGUAUUGGCUAGUGGUGGCGAGAGGAGGAGCCCGCGGAUUGCUAGGCGGAGAAGAAGAGAACAACAGAAUCUACUACAGUCACCGUUAUAACAGAGUUACUUAUUUUUAAUUUUAUUAGCAGUAUAAAACAAUUUUUGUAGUACGUGUGUGUGCAUAUGUGAAACAAAUUAU
Messenger RNA from Amphimedon queenslandica, 1662 nucleotides. Its product is annotated as EVI5-like protein. Gene Ontology annotation, biological process: regulation of GTPase activity. The coding region runs from base 43 to 1581 and encodes 512 amino acids. Lineage: Eukaryota; Metazoa; Porifera; Demospongiae; Haplosclerida; Niphatidae. The record is from RefSeq and is a predicted model, not a curated record. Gene Ontology annotation, molecular function: small GTPase binding; GTPase activator activity. The transcript is spliced from 13 exons.